Rangifer tarandus platyrhynchus (Svalbard reindeer) is the source of this 1590-nucleotide messenger RNA. Lineage: Eukaryota; Metazoa; Chordata; Mammalia; Artiodactyla; Cervidae. The record is from the annotation of a GenBank genome assembly.
AUGAAGACCCUGAAAGGCUUCUGCGUGCUUUUCAUGUUGCAGCUAUGUCUCCUUGACUCUGGAAGGACGGGCAAAGUUCUUGUAUGGCCUGUGGAUUUUAGUCACUGGAUUAAUUUACAAGUGAUUCUAGAAGAACUUCACCUUCGUGGGCAUGAGAUAACUGUCCUGGUACCUUCACAAAGUCUUCUGAUUGAUCAUACUAAGCUUCCCUAUAAUGUGGAGAUCCUCCAGCUUUCAGUAACUAAAGAAACAUUCAUGGAAGAGCUCAAUACCCUUCUCUAUGAAGCUACGUUUGAACUGUCAAAACUCUCAUGGUGGGAAAGACAAAUAAAGCUGGCAAACAUAGGCAGAAAAUUUUUAUUAACUAUCAAAAGAGUGUGUGACAGUGCUGUCACAAACAAGGAAUUACUCAGCAGGCUGCAGGCAGCCAAGUUCGAUGUCUGUAUUGCCGAUCCUUUAAGUUUUUGUGGGGAACUGGUGGCUGAACUUCUGAAUAUUCCAUUUAUGUACACUUUCCGGUUUUUCUAUGGGAAUGUCAUUGAAAGACUGUGUGCUGGGCUUCCUAUGCCUUCUUCAUAUGUUCCUGGUGUCACAUCAAGAUUUACAGACAACAUGACUUUUAUACAGAGGCUGGAGAACUGGUUACUGUAUACAGUGAAUGAUGUGAUAUAUUCAUAUUAUGUAUUUCCAGAAUGGGAUGAAUAUUACAGCAAGGUUUUAGGAAAACCUACCACAGUAUGUGAGAUUAUGGGGAAAGCUGACAUGUGGUUGUUUCGAAGUUACUGGGAUUUUGAAUUUCCUCAGCCUUAUUUACCUAACACUGAAUUUGUUGGAGGACUGCACUGCAAGCCUGCAAAGCCCCUACCUAAGGAUUUCGAAGAGUUUGUUCAAAGCUCUGGAAAAGAUGGAGUUGUGGUGUUUACUCUGGGGUCAAUGAUCAAAAACCUCUCAGAAGAAAAGUCUAAUAUAAUUGCAUCAGCCCUUGCCCAGAUUCCUCAAAAGGUUCUGUGGAGAUACACAGGAAAGAAACCAGAAACAUUAGGAGCCAAUACCCGACUAUAUAAAUGGAUUCCUCAGAAUGAUCUUCUUGGUCAUCCCAAAACCAGAGCUUUUAUCACUCACUGUGGAACCAAUGGGAUCUAUGAAGCUAUUUACCACGGGGUCCCUAUGGUUGGAAUUCCUAUGUUUGGUGACCAGCAUGAUAAUGUUGCUCGUAUGAAAGCCAAAGGGGCAGCUGUUGAAGUAGACUUGCAAAGAAUGACAAGUGCAGAUCUGCUUAAUGCUUUGAAAGCAGUUAUUAACAACCCUUUCUAUAAAGAGAAUGCUAUGAAGUUAUCAAGAUUUCACCAUGAUCAGCCUGUGAAAUCCCUGGACCGAGCAGUCUUCUGGGUUGAGUUUAUCAUGCGCCAUAAAGGAGCCAAGCACCUUCGCCCAGCCUUCCAUGACCUCACCUGGUACCAGCACCGCUCUUUGGAUGUGAUUGGCUUCCUGCUAGCUUGUGUGGCAACUGCUGCAUUCCUGGUCACUAAAUGUUGCCUGCUUUUUUGCUGGAAGUUUGGUAAAACUGCAAAGAAGAAAAAGAAAGAGUAG